AUGAGUUCUCUUCCAGCCAUCCUCACGCCAUCGCUGCUCUCUUCGAUCCGCAAUACUCCCAAUCUGCCAAGCAACACAUGGUAUCUGAUUGCAGCAGCCACUCUCACUCAGCUCAACCGGCCCGAUGAAGUCUCUAAGAUCUAUCAACAUGCUCUGAAUAACGGUUCCGAUCAUGCCGAAUACGUUUUGAGUUACGACGAACAGCUCAGAGUCACCCGUCGACUGCGUGAGGCUUUGAUCAAACUCACCGCCAUAGGCGGUGUCCCCAGGACAAUCAAUGCCCUGCAGGAAUUGAAGAAAGUGACUCCACAGGAGCUAUUGGACGAACCUGAAGUUACGUCCCCUACAAACCGGCGUUCGGAGGUGUUUGAAACUCCCACCUCAGAAAUCCUCCAGCGUGGCCAGAGCUUCUUCGACAGGCUUUAUGGCAAGGUUGCGCCUAGGGUCUUACGGCAGAUGUUCCAGUCUGGGACAGAAGACCUUGGGUUGGUGGCUCAGCUUAUGUAUGGCUACAUUCUGAGCAACACCACUUUGCUUAGCGCGGCAGAAACCUCAUUUGUCAUGAUAGCUGGUUUAAUCCCACAAGAUGUGCCCCUUCAACUCAAGGGGCAUCUGCGAGGUGCUCUCAACGUUGGAGCAACUGUCGAGCAGGUCAGAGCUGUCCGAAAGGUUGCAAUCGAGAUCUGUGAGGCCUCGGGGAUGAGAAUGCUUGACAGCAGCAGCCUUGCGGGCUUUGGUUGGAGAAGCGAGAUCGUUGAUCUUAAGGUCUAA
This is a messenger RNA of Thermochaetoides thermophila DSM 1495, 771 nucleotides long. RefSeq lists its product as uncharacterized. The coding region runs from base 1 to 771 and encodes 256 amino acids. Lineage: Eukaryota; Fungi; Ascomycota; Sordariomycetes; Sordariales; Chaetomiaceae. The record is from RefSeq and is a predicted model, not a curated record. The transcript is spliced from 3 exons.